AUGCCUAGCAGUAAGAAGCUUAAGGCAGCUGAUGGUGAAUGUGAAGAGCAGCCUGCAGACCUUAAGCCUGAAGAUGAUGCUGAAGACGACGAACAGCUGCUGUUGCUGAAAGACAUUCUAGACGAGUGGGUCCGCAAGAAGCCGGAGGGUUCUCCGGUGUCUUUGGCGGCUGCCAUGCGAGCCAGCGAGGUUCACGAUUGCUUGGAGGAGUUCGAGUUCAUGUGCGAUGAUGCCAUAGAAAAGGCUUCCGAGGUGCUCGGGCCACUAUGUGCGCAAUUUGGUCUGCGACCGCCAUUGCCAUCGAAAUUUAAAGCUGCGUUUUUGUGGCUGAAUCACGAGCACGGCUUCUUUGGAUCGGCGGUGAAGAAGCAGGAGCUCCAGGCUUGGGCCAUGGCCAAUGCCAACACUCUCCGAGCUCGUUUGGUCUACACGGUUCGGCUUUUCAGAAAAACGCCGGGUCGAUCGAAGCGACCCAAGAUCCAGCAGCUUAAGGAUAUCCUUCGAAUGUGGGAGGCCGAGCAGAACGCCGAAGGCGAGAUUCACGGGGAAUCGAAUGAAGACGAGCAGGAGCGGGAUACGGAUGCGACUGGCAAGGAAGGGGAGGGCGAGCAGGAACAGGAAAUGGAUGAAACUGCUGGCCAGGAGGGGGAUGGCGAGCAGGAGAAGGAAAUGGAUGAAACUGCUGGCCAGGAGGGGGAUGGCGAGCAGGAAGAGGAAAUGGAUGAAACUGCUGGCCAGGAAGGGGGGGACAAGCAAGAUGGCCAGGAGGAGGAGGGCGUGGAAGCCCAGGACGAAGAGCAUGCUGAUGUGCAGGAUGAUCCGAAGCCCGUGAAGAAGGGCACCGCUGCACGCACCAGUGACAAGGCAGCUCCGGAUGCUGUCCAAGAGCGUGGUCGCGGGCGCGGCCGUGGAGGGCGAGGAGGGCCGAAAGGCCCAGGCAGCCGAGGUGGCCGAGGUCGAGGGAGUUCGCGAGGACGAGGUCAAACCCCAGCCGGAUCCGAGCCCAAGGAGCCAGCCUCAAAGAAAGCCAGAACUACCAAGCCAGAGGCAUCCCAAAAGAAAGGCACGAACCCCUACCUGGACAUCACCCUUGAAGAGCGAGCGAGAUUGUCAAAGUUACUGCCAAAGUUGCCACGCUACCGCGUGAUGCCUUAUUGGAGCAGAGGCGAGGUCGGCGUUGUUCGGCAGGCGCUGGAGGACCAAACCCGGAGUCAGGUGCUCUCCAUUGCCACGGCCAAUGUUCGCGAGAAUCUUAAAUGGGAAGAGCUAUUGGAACCGUGCAUCACAGCGUGCCGAGCUCUUGACAGUGGCGCUGAUUUUGACACCGUCAACAGCGAGUUUGAGAUUGCAAAGGUCAAAUUGACUGAGUUGUCGAAGUCUCGUGAGUGA
Molecule: messenger RNA, 1389 nt
Organism: Symbiodinium necroappetens
Lineage: Eukaryota; Dinophyceae; Suessiales; Symbiodiniaceae
Source: the annotation of a GenBank genome assembly